Messenger RNA from Paramecium pentaurelia, 1038 nucleotides. Lineage: Eukaryota; Ciliophora; Oligohymenophorea; Peniculida; Parameciidae. The record is from the annotation of a GenBank genome assembly.
AUGACAGAUGGUUUUAUGAGGGCUUCAAAAUCAUUUUUGCUACAAAACGGUAGUAAAUAAGAUCUUUGCUCUGUUGAUGUGUCUUUAGACCCAUUCCGAUUGUUGAGGCCUAUCACAGCUGUUUAAACUUCUUUUGAAAAAAUUAUGCAUUAUUAGUCUACUGAUUAGCCUUAUUCACCAAAUCCUUAUUGUAUUAUAUUAUUUUGGUAUUUUUGUAGAUAUCCAAUAUUCUAAUGAUGGACCAGAAAUGUGUAAUAUAAUGAAUAGUCAAAAUAAAUGCUUUUUCAAUAAUUCAUUAGAAGGUAAAUUGUGGUUACAAAAGCCCAUAGAUGUCUAGCAAUCACAGAUAAAGCAAUCUACUUCUGUUCAGCCAUUAAAUGUAUUACCUUUAGUAUCUUAACUUCCUUUUGUUGAACAUGCGCAGUAGAAACAAGUUUAAUCUAUAAAAAAAGAAAAGCACUUUUAAAAAGAACAACUUAAAUUCUUUAAAGAAGAUUCUAUGUAGAGUGAAGAAGUUUUGAAUGUAGAGGAGAGUAGUAUUUGCUAAAAAGCUAAUAAAAAGAACAAUAUGAGAGGCAAGCGACAUAAGCAUACAAGUGAUAGUUCUGAAUCCUUUAGAAUCAGUAGAAAGAAAAAAACAUCUAAAGUGAACGAUACAAAAAAUAUUACGAAAAAUUACUCAAAAGCAAUUAUUUCAUACAUUUUCAACAAUCCAGAGUUAGUUUAAAAAAUAAUGUCCAAGCAUAGAUAUGAUGAUUUCAUUAAUUUCUUAAAAAACAAAAAAAAUCAAAUGACUAAUAUAAAAUAACUUAGAGAUUUAUGGGUAGACGGAGGGAAAACUUCAGAGUUUAAUAGAGUGUUUAGAAUUAUAAGGUAAUAUGAAUUUAAUAUAAAGUUAAUAAUUUUUAAAAUCUCAAGCUGUCUCUUAUGUUUAUAAUUCUAGAAUUUCAAAUACAUAAUGGCAUUUGAAAUAUAGAUUCAAUCUACUCAGAGCACUUAGAGAGCCAGAAAACUUCAAAUUCAUUAAAGAUAUAUGAC